This is a messenger RNA of Triticum aestivum (bread wheat), 895 nucleotides long. RefSeq lists its product as uncharacterized. The record is from RefSeq and is a predicted model, not a curated record. NCBI's taxonomy places the organism in Eukaryota, Viridiplantae, Streptophyta, Magnoliopsida, Poales, Poaceae. Gene Ontology annotation, molecular function: zinc ion binding. The transcript is spliced from 3 exons. Bases 1 to 780 code for a protein of 259 amino acids.
AUGCCUUCCUGGAAUGACGGGGAUACGAGCUCAGAGGAUGAGUGCGACAUCACAAGCAUGGACAUGGCUCUUUGGGAGACCCCUGACACCACCGUGGAGCCUCUUUUCUGUGGCCAGCUGGAGCUUUCUGAACCCACCUGCAUGAUGCACCACAUGAGGCCAAUUGAGCGUGUGGCAUUUGAAGGAACCUUAACUGGAAGGCGUUUCUAUGGUUGUCCAGUGCAGCAGAGUGAAGGUGUUAACUGUGGUGUUACUGAGUGGGUUGACAAGCCCUGGCAUCCAAUUCUUCAGAAUUUCUUGUCCAGGCUGUGGGACAUGUACCAUGAACAGAAUUGUGGCAGGGUAGUUGAUAAGCAGAAGUAUGAGAAGCAUUUGACCAAGCUUAAGACUGAAAAUGACAAGCUGUGCAUUGAGUACACAAAGCUUGUCCAAGAUGUAUCCAAGAUGUUUGAUUGGCAGGAUAGUAGGGUAGGCCACAUGGAUAACCAGAAGGCAGUUGAGGAGGAAGAAUUUGAGAAGAAGAAGAAAGAGGUAGAAGAGAGUGCUAGGUUGGAGGUUCAGAUGGAGAAGCUCAAACUUGCCAAGGAACAAAGGUGCAUUUUACAGAGUCAAGCUGACAUUAUCAAGAAUACCAGGAAGGCAAAGAAGGAGGUUGAACAGGAGAGAGAUUUGCUUAAGAUAGAGAAGGCCAAGCUUGAGCAUGUGGUGAAUGAGCUGCUGAGUGAUGGGCAUGCAAGCAAGGAGAAACUUGAGAAAAUCAAGGCCAUCCUUGAUUCAUGAAGUGUGUUCUGCAGAUGGUGAAGAUGGUGAAGUACAUCCAAGGCCUUUAUAAGUAUGUGGCCUAACAAUCUGAUGUGAAGAUAUGGGGUGUACAUUUUGGGGAAUGUGAAGCUAA